AUGGCAACUCUUAUGCCUCCAACCUACAACCUAAACAAAGAAGGGCGUAACACUAAGGUGGAUCAAAAUCUAUAUCUAGGUAUGAUUGGUUCUUUGCUUUACCUCACAACUUCUAGGCCUGUUAUUUUGUACAGUGUUUGCUUCUGUAUAAGAUUUCAUUCAAAUCUUAGAGAGGCUCUCUUAAUUGUUGUUAAGAAAAUCUUUAGGUAUCUGAAAGGAACAAAAAAUCUAGGACUUCUUUAUAAAAAAUCCAUAGAUUAUAAGUUAUUUGGAUUCUAUGAUGUUGACUAUGUUAGGGAUAAAAUUGAAAGAAAAUCCACUAGUAGAAACUGUCAAUUCAUUGGUAAAAACCUAAUAUCAUGGGCUAGUAAAAGACAACCAACUAUUUCUUUGUCUAUAGCACAAGCAGAACACUUCUCAGAUGCUAAAUGUUCUACACAACUUCUCUGGAUGAAAUAUCAGCUAGAGGAUUAUCAAAUUUGUGGAAGCAGUAUACCUAUUUUCCGUUAUAAUACUGCUACUAUUUGUUUAACAAAGAUUCCAGUUCAACAUUCUAAAACCAACCAUAUUUAA
Molecule: messenger RNA, 573 nt
Organism: Vicia villosa (hairy vetch)
Lineage: Eukaryota; Viridiplantae; Streptophyta; Magnoliopsida; Fabales; Fabaceae
Exons: 1
Coding region: 1-573 (190 amino acids)
Source: RefSeq, a predicted model, not a curated record